Molecule: messenger RNA, 2334 nt
Organism: Lentinula edodes (shiitake mushroom)
Lineage: Eukaryota; Fungi; Basidiomycota; Agaricomycetes; Agaricales; Omphalotaceae
Exons: 11
Coding region: 204-2156 (650 amino acids)
Molecular function (GO): RNA binding
Source: RefSeq, a predicted model, not a curated record
UGAAGAAAUUUUCAUCUUCUCGGUACAACCACCAACACGGCCUUUCCUCUACUUCGUCUUGAGCCUUAAUCAUUGAGUUGAGCUCGUCAUCUUUUCAACUCGUUCAGUUGCAAGCCAGGUCUUCUGUUAAGCUCUUCAUUCUUCGGUCCAGUCAUACUCGAUACUCGACACGUCACUAAGCACUGAAAGUCCCAGUCUUGCUCAUGAAUCGCCAUCAUCCAUACGGAAGUUAUGAAAGUCACCGUGGGGGUCCUCAAGGAGGUCCUGGUCCCGACAGAUCUCAUAGAGGUGGGAAUCGCGGCCGUGGUGGCUUCAGUCGUGGUAGAGGCGGGGGAGGCGGAUACUACAAUGGAGCUGGUGGAGGGGGCGGAUAUGACGGGAAUAUGAGCUAUAAUGCUUAUGAUCAGGCGCCCGACGCUGCUGCUUCAUACAGUGGAUAUGAACAGCAAAACGCAAAUUAUUUCAAUAACAACGGCUACGGUACCACUUCCUCAUCGCAAUAUGGUGCCGGAGGAUUCAACCAGGGUUAUAGCAAAUUUGAAGACGGACCAGGUACAGAUGAAGACACUUUUGGUCGCAUGAAAAAGCAAGUCCGUAAAGAUCGAGAUGACAAAGUUCACGAUUCGAUCAUUGAAGAACGCAUUCAACGAGAGCGCCCCUGUCGAACACUCUUUAUUCGUAACAUUAAGUAUGAGACAAACAGUGCCGAUGUCCGCCGUCAGUUCGAAGAACACGGUGAUAUUAGAACAUUCUUCGAUCUUAUUUCAACGCGGGGGAUGGUUUUUGUCACAUACUACGAUCUGCGUGCAGCAGAACGCGCCCGAGAGCGCUUGCAAGGCUCGGAAAUCAGCGGACGUCCGAUCGAUGUUCAUUAUUCACUGCCACGAGAUGACCGGGAUAACGAAAGGAAUAUGCAAUUCCAAGGUUGUCUACAAGUUACCUUAAAAAAUUCACUCUCUGGAAUGCCUGUCGACGACAACGAAGUUCGUCGAAAGUUUCAACAAUUUGGUGACGUGAAAUCUAUUCAAUCUGUUGGAGAUCGGAUAGAUUCUCGGUAUGUAGAGUAUUAUGAUACUCGGGCUUGCGACGAAGCAUACGACCGCCUGCGGCAUCAAGGUUUGCAAGACGGUGUGAUGGACAUCGUUUUCGCCUGGGACGUGAAUGAGGGCGGUGCCCAAGGCUCACAAAGGUCUAUUUGCGCUUUCUUCACUUCCUGCUUCGACGAUGUCCUGAUUUUCAACCACAGACGAGGGAACAGAGGCGGUGGCAGUAAUAGCGGUGGGGGAGACGGUGAUUAUAAUGAAUGGGAUGAUGGCGGGAGGAGAGGUCGUGGUGCCAGAGGUGGACGAGGGCGAGGUCGCGGUCGCGGAAACUACGAAGACGACUUUGAUCGAGGCGGAAGUCGAGAUCGAGACCAACGUGGGCGAGGACGUUAUGAUGACGACUAUGGCGCUCGUCGUAGUGGUGGUGGUGGUGGUGGCCCUAAUAACAGCUACAACGAUCGUUACGAUCGUGGUACGGGAUAUGGGCCUGGAGCAGAAACUGGAGGAGGGUAUUCUGUGCCUACCUUUAGUCAACCUCCUCCCCCUACACCUCCUGCCGGUAUGGCAGCAGCUUCGCCCGCUACUACUGACGACCGUCUGGAACAAGCUCGCAAGGUUCAACAAUUACUUGCAGCCCUUAAGCAACCUGCCGGAGGACCUGCACCAUCUAAUUUACCUCCGACCGGAAACAUGCCAGGCAUGCCUUCUUCUAUGCAAGCACCUCCAUCUGGAGGUCCGGGCUUCUAUUCUCAACCCCCGCCUACGGCUUCGAUGGUUCAACCUCCUUUCUCGAGUAUGAUGCCACCUUAUGGUGUUCCACCUCCAGCUUCUUCGUCGACACCUCAGCCUCCGUCUGCGGCUAGUGUUGCACCGCCCGCCGCACUCAGCGGACUGCCCCCGAAUAUCCUAGCCCUUAUACAGUCUGCCCAACAAGGUUCGGGUCCCGUUUCCGGUGUACCACUUCCUGGCAUGUCCGGACCUCCGCCCCCUGGAGCUUCCGCGUAUGGAAUGCCUCCGCCGCCGAUGAUGGGUUCUUCUCCCGCAAACGGAUCAGGGGCACCUAUCAACUAUCAGCAAUUCAUGCCUUACCUGCAACCAGCAAAACGCCCUUGAUAUUGUGGCAAUGUACGCAACAUGGACGUGCUGCGAAGCACGCCCAAACUUGGAAUUUGAAGGGAUCGAGAUUGUCGUUUUCUUCGUUGUUGUUCUAUUCUCACUGUGUCAUUUUCUGUAAUUUAAAUUUAUGUCUCUCGCUUUACUGACAUACUCAAACGUUCUCGUAUAAAAGGUG